GGCGUCUGGGCGUUGACUCCUGGGUUGGAACUUUUCUGCCCACCCCUUCUCCCAGUCUCUUGCCACUGGGUCUUUCUGCUCAGGCAUCAGGGAUCUCUGUUCUUCACCCCGUCUCCAAGCAUCCUCCUCCGGGAAGCCUUCCCUCACUGAGCCCUUUUCUGAUGGGCCGGAACUGUGGUCCCCCGCUGUUCUCUGCGGCCGUCUAGGGAUGGCGCUCCUGCCCACUCCGGACCAUUCCUGCUUGGUUUGAAAGUCUGGGCUUCGGCGGAGCGGGCGGGCAGAUGGCGGAGGGCGGCCCCAGGAGGGGCCUGGCAGCAGAGAAGGGUGGCCCGCGGCCAGCCCCGCCCCUACCUGUGGAAGCCCAGGCUCCUGCGCCGGCGGAUAAAAGCCGCAGAGUGUCCCUGAGGUCAGCGAGUGCGCGCUCCUCCUAGCCCGCCGCUAGGUCCAUCCCGGCCCAGCCACCAUGUCCAUUCACUUCAGCUCCCCGGUAUUCACCUCGCGCUCAGCCGCCUUUUCGGGCCGCGGCGCCCAGGCGCGCCUGAGCUCCGCGCGCCCCGGCGGCCUUGGCAGCAGCAGCCUCUACGACUUGGGCGCCUCGCGGCCGCGCGUGGCUGUGCGCUCCGCCUAUGGGGGCCCGGUGGGCGCCGGCAUCCGCGAGGUCACCAUCAACCAGAGCCUGCUGGCCCCGCUGCGGCUGGAAGCCGACCCCUCCCUCCAGCGGGUGCGCCAGGAGGAGCGUGAGCAGAUCAAGACCCUCAACAACAAGUUUGCCUCCUUCAUCGACAAGGUGCGGUUUCUGGAGCAGCAGAACAAGCUGCUAGAGACCAAGUGGACGCUGCUGCAGGAGCAGAAGUCGGCCAAGAGCAGCCGCCUCCCAGACAUCUUUGAGGCCCAGAUCGCUGGCCUUCGGGGGCAGCUCGAGGCGCUGCAGGUGGAUGGGGGCCGCCUGGAGGCGGAGCUGCGGAGCAUGCAGGAUGUGGUGGAGGACUUCAAGAAUAAGUAUGAAGAUGAAAUUAACCGCCGCGCAGCUGCUGAGAAUGAGUUUGUGGUGCUGAAGAAGGAUGUGGAUGCUGCCUACAUGAGCAAGGUGGAGCUGGAGGCCAAGGUGGAUGCCCUGAAUGAUGAGAUCAACUUCCUCAGGACCCUCAAUGAGAUGGAGUUGACAGAGCUGCAGUCCCAGAUCUCCGACACAUCUGUGGUGCUGUCCAUGGACAACAGUCGCUCUCUGGACCUGGACAGCAUCAUUGCUGAGGUCAAGGCGCAGUAUGAGGAGAUGGCCAAAUGCAGCCGGGCUGAGGCUGAGGCCUGGUACCAGACCAAGUUUGAGACCCUCCAGGCCCAAGCUGGGAAGCAUGGGGACGACCUCCGGAAUACCCGGAACGAGAUUUCGGAGAUGAACCGGGCCAUCCAGAGGCUGCAGGCUGAGAUCGACAACAUCAAGAACCAGCGUGCCAAGUUGGAGGCCGCCAUUGCAGAGGCUGAGGAGCGUGGGGAGCUGGCACUCAAGGAUGCUCGUGCCAAGCAGGAGGAGCUGGAAGCUGCCCUGCAGCGGGCCAAGCAGGAUAUGGUGCGGCAACUGCGUGAGUACCAGGAACUCAUGAGCGUGAAGCUGGCCCUGGACAUCGAGAUCGCCACCUACCGCAAGCUGCUGGAGGGCGAGGAGAGCCGGUUGGCCGGAGAUGGAGUGGGAGCCGUGAAUAUCUCUGUGGUGAAUUCCACUGGUGGCAGUAGCAAUGGUGGUGGCAUUGGGCUGACCCUCGGGGGAACCAUGGGCAGCAAUGCCCUGAGCUUCUCCAGCAGUGCGGGUCCUGGGCCCCUGAAGGCUUACUCAAUCCGGACCACAUCCACCAGUCGCAGGAGUGCCCGCAACUGAGCUGCCUCCUACCACUCCAUUCCUCCAGCCACCGCCCACAGUCACAAGAAGAUUCCCAUCCCUGCCUCCCAUGCCUGGUCCCAAGACCAUGAGACAGUCUGGAAAGUGAUGUCAGAAUAGCUUCCAAUAAAGCACCCUCAUUCUGAGGCCUGAGUGAUCCA
Molecule: messenger RNA, 2034 nt
Organism: Chlorocebus sabaeus (green monkey)
Lineage: Eukaryota; Metazoa; Chordata; Mammalia; Primates; Cercopithecidae
Gene: KRT7
Product: keratin 7
Biological process (GO): intermediate filament organization; keratinization
Cellular component (GO): keratin filament
Molecular function (GO): structural constituent of skin epidermis
Source: RefSeq, a predicted model, not a curated record